This is a messenger RNA of Esox lucius (northern pike), 3663 nucleotides long. It is a transcript of the gene slc45a4b, whose product is annotated as solute carrier family 45 member 4b. The transcript is spliced from 8 exons. Bases 702 to 3155 code for a protein of 817 amino acids. Gene Ontology annotation, molecular function: sucrose:proton symporter activity. Gene Ontology annotation, cellular component: membrane. Gene Ontology annotation, biological process: transmembrane transport. NCBI's taxonomy places the organism in Eukaryota, Metazoa, Chordata, Actinopteri, Esociformes, Esocidae. The record is from RefSeq and is a predicted model, not a curated record.
AAAAGUCAUGUUUAUUCAGCAUAAUAGGAAAUGUAUGUUACACUGAAUUUUGUUACGUAUGUUGAAAAGCAGCCAAGAUUGCCUUGAUAAUAAUCACUGCGGCUGGUCAUCGAUGUCAUUGUAGUAAGUGCUGUGGCAAAGAAAUGAGAUUGGGCAAUGCAUUUGGGCAUUGGACGGGCAUAAACGUGUUGGGGGAAUAAACCUAGGAAGCCGAGCCACAAGGACGACGAAGGAAUAAGUAACUUGAAGAUUUCCUUCAUUGGAAAAAAGGAUCAGGUCAUUAAGUCACUCACAUGGGUCUCUACAGAGGAACAACAUCCACAUCAACUGCCCCCUGUCUUUUCCACCCACUAAUGCUCCUCAGACUGCCCUCUACAGAUAUCAUGAAAGGGGUUCUGUCUGAAUGGCACUGUAUAUGGAUUUGUAAUCAGUACAUCACGCAGGGCUGAAGAGAGCGAGUCUCUUAAAAAGCUGUAUGUUGCCACGCAACCUUAUGAAUUGCUGUCAAAAGUGCUUUGAAAGAACUAAAGGAAAAACAGGAUUUUCCCUGAGCCUAUAGUGUUGCUGUUUUGUAGGACGUCCUCUCAAGGUCCUCUGUUUGAAUAUAAAGGGAAUCUACCGUUGCUUCCACGGUGGACAGGACUGUAAACUACAUCAAGGCUUUAGGGGAGCAGUGUUCUCUCCUGUGUGGGCCGGUGACCAUGACCUCUCAGAAAGCUGUCUCGGAUGCUUCAUUGCCUUGUCAGGAUGUGAGCUCUCCAGUGAAAAAGCUGAGCAGUGAUACGGACGUGGAGACUCCUGAUGGGUCUCUGGGCGAGAGUGCUGGCAGGGGCCGAAUCCCCCUGCGCCAGUGGGUCAUGCACGGAAGCGUCAUGUUUGGACGAGAAUUCUGUUAUGCCAUGGAGACAGCCCUAGUCACACCAGUGUUGUUGCAGAUAGGUCUUCCAGAGCAGUACAACAGUCUGACGUGGUUCCUGAGCCCUGUCCUCGGUCUGAUCCUCACCCCUCUCAUUGGCUCAGCCAGUGACCGCUGCACCCUCAAAUGGGGCCGGAGGAGGCCCUUCAUCUUGGCCCUCUGUGUGGGGGUGUUACUGGGGGUGUCUCUUUUCCUCAAUGGGUCCCUCAUAGGUUUGGCCCUCGGGGACAUUCCCAACAGUCAGCCCAUAGGGAUAGUGCUGACUGUGGUGGGUGUGGUGCUGCUGGACUUCAGUGCAGACGCCUCAGAAGGACCCAUCAGGGCAUACCUGCUGGACGUGGCUGACACGGAGGAGCAGGACAUGGCCCUAAACAUCCACGCCUUCUCUGCUGGGCUGGGGGGAGCGGUUGGCUACAUGCUGGGGGGCUUGGACUGGACCAGCACCAUCUUGGGCACAGCGUUCAAGUCCCAGGAACAGAUCCUCUUUGUCUUUGCUGCUGUCAUCUUCACAGUAUCUGUGAUUCUUCAUAUGUUUAGUAUUAAGGAGGAGAGUUUUGAGGCUCGUGGGGACGAUCAAGGAGAGGAAGAGACCCCCAGUCUGACGACCUCCUCAGGGAAACUGAACGGGGGCCUUGCAGGACUUCGUAGUAUACCUCUGCUGGACCCUAUAGGAGAGGAGGAUGCCUUCGAGGCUUGCGUGGACACACAGUCAGAAAAGGAGGUCUUCCUCAACGUAGAAAGGGCAAGGAGUAAGAGUGACUCAGUGCUAGCCAUGCCUGAUGCCACCAUCCAGCUGGACUCAGACCUUGACCAAGAUGGGCAUUUCCUGGCUGACAUUGAGCCCUCCAUCUUCCAGGACUUUCAGGACUACCCCCAGGACUUCUACCCAGGGACCCCUGUGAGACACUACAGUGGAUCAGGCAUCUGGGACCAGGAGGUCCCUUACCAGCCCCAGGCAGACGGUAAGCUUCCCCUGUUCCUCCAGGAGUCCUACCUUUACAACAGCGGGGAGAAGUUUCUCCACACCCAGGUCAACCAGGGGGCCAAGGGUCUCAACGGGGCUUCCGGCCAGGGCUUUAUGCCGGGCCUAAGGCCGUCUAACACCAGCGCGGCGAGCGGAGCACGCCGUUUCCCCCACACCUUCUACCGCCAGCCCUCAUUCACCUUCUCCUACUACGGCCGAGUGGGUGCGGCACGCUUCCGCCAUCGCAGAAACACCGUGGGCAACGCGGCAGGCGCCAACCUCGUGGUCAAGGCCUCGCGGAGCUUGAACGACAUCUACGAUCACAUGCAGCAGCGGCACGGGAGGAGGGUUCUGCAGCAGAGCGGCGCCACGCUGUCCAGCGAGGACUCUGAGAGCGAGGAUGGGGACGAGGAGGGCACAACGGUCAAACUGCUCUGGCUGUCCAUGCUGAAGAUGCCCCCCCAGCUGAUGAGGCUCUGCGUCUGCCAACUUCUCACCUGGUUCUCCAUCAUCGCAGAGGCUGUCUUCUACACAGACUUCAUGGGCCAGGUCAUCUAUGCUGGACACCCCACUGCUCCUGCCAACUCCACUGAGCUGCAGAACUACCAUAAAGGGGUCCAGAUGGGCUGCUGGGGCCUUGUUGUCUACGCUGCUACAGCAGCAGUCUGCUCAGCGAUGCUGCAGAAGUACCUGGACAACUACGACCUGAGCAUUAAAGUCAUCUACAUCCUGGGUACGCUGGGCUUCUCUGUGGGAACGGCUGCCAUGGCAAUCUUCCCCAACGUCUACGUUGCCAUGGUGAUGAUCAGCACCAUGGGCGUCAUCUCCAUGAGCAUCUCCUAUUGCCCCUACGCCCUGCUGGGUCAGUACCACGAGAACAAGCAGUACAUUCACCACAGUCCGGGGAACUCGCGGCGAGGCUUCGGCAUCGACUGCGCCAUCCUGUCGUGCCAGGUGUACAUCGCCCAGAUCUUGGUGGCAUCCGCGUUGAGCGCGGUGGUGGACGCAGUGGGCAGUGUCCAGGUCAUCCCCAUGGUGGCAUCUGCAGGCUCCUUCCUGGGCUUCCUCACCUCUGCCUUCCUGGUCAUCUAUCCAGACUCCAUCACCCCUACCUCUGCACAGGGCGAGAAGGAUGGGUCGGUUGGAGAGAAGCCUAACAACCUGUUGGCGUCCGAACCAGGCUCCAGUGGUACUGUUAUGCAGGGGCCAGAAGUCCGGCUUAAACUAAUGUCCAUAGGCUGUAGCAGGAGGCCAGAAUAUGAGUCCACUAUUUAACAGAGAAAGGGGGGGGGGUGGCAUCACAAUAAUCACCAUUUGUGUCCUUUCUUGCAUCUAUACUGAUAUCACAAAGAGGGGUAAUGUGUGAGACUGUGGCCAAACGAUGACACUCACGAAAACACAUCACUGCAGUUGGGAUUGCUGGUUCAGUUGAACCGAUUUUUGUGCAAUUCUUAAAAUUGACAGAUAUGGCUGUGAUGCAGAUGGGUGUCUUGUUUUAAUUUGCUUAUUUUCCUUGUAGGGUACUAAUGUUUAUGUCACUGUCCUGAAUGGUAACCUAUUCCCUUUUGAAGUGCACUAUCUUCAUCAAGGGCCUAUAAGCCUCUGGUGGAAGGUAGUGAGUUGAAUAAAGAGUAGGGUGCCAUUUUGGACUAAUUCAAAGUUUUAAAGGCCUCUAGGAGGUAAAAGUAGCCACUUCAUGACCAUAUACCAUAAUGCUUGGAUUACACACUGAUUACUUUACAUUAAUGUGACUUGGAACUACUGUAGACAACUGUUAUAUAUU